AUGAUUGAAUAUUUGUUAUCAAUUAUUAAAAACAUUAAAAGUAUAUUUUUAUUAUUGUUUAUUUCAUUAAAAUUAUUUCAUUUUAGUGUUAAAGUAAGUGAUGAAAGUGGAGACGAAGACUCAAACAACCAAGCUCAGAAAAUUAGACUGCCUCCCAUAGAAAUAGGUCCAAAUGAAAACCGUUUACAGUAUGGUUAUACAUUAUGGUAUAGUAGGAGAUCAGUUGGCAAACAAAGUGAUAGACGUUAUGCUGAAAAUUUAAAAUUUAUUGGACGAUUCGGUAGCGUUGAACAAUUUUGGGCACUCUACAGUCAUUUAGCAAGACCUUCGGAGCUUACACCAUCAUCAGAUUUUCAUCUGUUUAAAAAUGGAAUCAAACCUAUGUGGGAAGAUUUAGCUAAUAGACAGGGUGGAAAGUGGGCAGUUACGUUGAGAAAAGGUUCAGUAGAUCGUUGCUGGGAGAAUCUUAUUCUAGCUAUGUUAGGAGAGCAAUUUAUGGUCGGCGAAGAAAUUUGUGGGGCUGUUGUAUCUGUAAGAUUUCAGGAAGAUAAAGUGUGUGUAUGGAAUAAAACAUCUUCCGAUACAGCAACGACUGGCCGAAUUAAAGAAACUCUACGACGUGUACUACAGUUACCUUCCGAUACUUUAAUGGAUUAUAAACCACAUAAUGAAAGACUUAAACACGCAAUUAUUAAAAGCCAAAGUGAAGGAGCAGUUAAGCUUUAA
This is a messenger RNA of Cotesia congregata, 726 nucleotides long. Lineage: Eukaryota; Metazoa; Arthropoda; Insecta; Hymenoptera; Braconidae. The record is from the annotation of a GenBank genome assembly.